AGUUGACCUGAACCCCCAUGUGUCAAACGACUUGUAAAUGCAAUACAAGGAAAUUAUAUUUUUCUUUUAGAAUUGUAAUGUAAAACAUUAUUGUCUCCUUUAUGCUAUGUUCAAUGCAUAGGUAUCUAAUAGGAGUUAUAAAAGCAAGUGAUGUGAGGUUGUGACUGAAAUGGUUUUCUGUUGAAAUCUGGCAGUUCAGUGAAGCAAUCAUGGGGUCAAUGCGACCGACGGGACGGUUCCUCUUUUCGAAUAACAUUCAGAGGACGCAGAAACAGGCUGUUCCAAGUGGAUUCCCUCAAAGCCUAUCAGGUAGUGAAACAGAUGUGUCCACCUCAAAUGAAAAUCUGUCCCGAGAGGAGCGCUAUGUUGUACGGCACACAGCCCGGGUGGAGCCCCAGGGACAGGAAAAUCAGAGUCAAACUAAUAUUAAUAACAGAAACUCGCUGAAGGACAAUGUCCCAGGCAGCAACCGUAACUCUCUCAAAGACUCCAUUGGUGGAGGCAACAGCAAUAGGAGUUCUCUUGAUGUCUCCUCCUCGUCCUACAACACACUUAUUAUACACAACCAGGAUGAUUCUUGGCCUCCUCGCCCGACGCCUAUUCGAGAACACGAACGAACAACCAGUGAGGUGAAGCAUCCAGCCACUCAAUCUUCACCAUACCACACAUUGAAGAAGAGUGAAGUGGGAAAGAAACCCAGCGGAAUUCCACUGCCGAAGGUGCACAAGGAGCAGCCUGUGACCACCACGGCUAAUUAUAUUGACAUUGGCGGCCAGAGGAUCUAUACUAGUCCACCUGAUCAUGGAGUUCAGGAAAUAACCGAGAUUCCGGCCGACUUCCUCAACCAGUCGUCAGUGCUGAAGCACCUGGCGAAGGAAGUGGCGCAGUCCCCCUCCCCACAGUCCCCCUCCCCGCAGUCCCCCUCCCCUCAGUCGCCCUCGCGCCCCGCCUCCCCCCGCUCGCCGCCCGACCGCAAGCUCAAGGGCAAAGGGUCCAAAGCCAAGCUUAGUAAGGAGAAGCUGAACCUGUCUAGGUCACAGCCGGAUUUGACUAGUGUGGGGGUUCGAGCAGUACCGGGUGGUUCUGAAUCUAGUGGCUGGUGCAGUGGAGGGGAGGGGUCCUUAGAGGAACCCGACGAUGCGUUUGCAGCAGUCUUGGACACGCUGGCCGCUGAAAACCACCAGCUUAAAAGGCAGUUGGAGAACGCGUGUGAAACUGUUACUAGGACUUCCAAGCUCGAAGAAGAAGUGGAGAAGGUCCGAUCAGCUCAUGAAGAGUUGGUCCGUUCGUGUGAGCGCCGCGAGCGCUUGGAGCGCGCUGCGAGACUGCGGCUGCAGGCUGACUGUCGGCGGCUGCAGGACCUCAACCGGGCGCUCAAACACCAGGUGGAGCUGCUGUCCCAAGGCGUGCGCUCUGAGGGCGACUCGAGCUCUGAAGCUUUGCGCAAGGAAUUGCAAAACCGAGAGAUGCUCAUCGCUCAACUUAUCACACAGAACAAAGAACUGGCGUGCGCGAAAGAGAGACAGGAAAUCGAAAUGGCGGCCCAGCGCGCCACACUGCAAGAACAACGGACUCACAUCGACAUUCUCGAUACGGCACUGACCAACGCACAGGCCAAUGUUGUUAGGCUUGAAGAAGAGUGUCGUCACGCGGGCGGAUACGUGGAGCGGGUGCUGGGGCUGCAGCGGGCGCUGGCGUCGCUGCAGCAGGCGUCCGACCGCCGCGAGCGCACCGAGCGCAAGCUGCGCGCGCAGCUGGAGAAGGAGCUGCAGGCUCUCAGAAUGCGCGAAUGCAACUGCGGCUCCGGCGGCAACAGCACAGCGGGCGGCGAGGCGGAGCUGCGCCGGCAGCUGCGGGAGCGCGACGAGCGGCUGCUGGCGCUGGAGGGCGAGUGCGGCAAGUGGGAGCAGCGCUAUCUGGAGGAGGCCGCCUUGAGGCAGGCGGCCGUCUCCGCCGCCAGCAUCCCCAAGGACGCGAAGAUCGCGGCGCUAGAGAAGACGUCAGCGGAGUCCGAGCGGCUGAUGGCGGAGGCGCGCAACGAGAAGAUCCGGCACAUGGACGAGCUGCACUCCGCACAGAAGAGGGUCGCCGACCUCGAGGGCAGGGUGAAGGAACUGGAGUCGAAGGUAGCAGAGCGAGACGCGAUGAUCAAGGUUCUGCAGAAGCACACUAGCGCCGCCUACGACAGCGGCGCCUCGCUCAGGAACAACUCUAGCAGGGAAGAGCUAGUGGGCCUAUCGUCGGGCGCGUCGUUCUCGUCGGCGGAGGGCGUGGGCGGCAGCGUCACCAACAGAUACAGACAUCUCGCGCGCAGGAACUAUUCCUCGCACAACGACAACUCCAGUGGUUGCGGGUUCGACAGCACCUCGCUGCGGCUGGAGUCGGAGCUGGCGGCGCUGGAGUCGCGGCUGGAGCGGCCGCCGGUGCCCGCCCGAGGACUAUGCUGCUUCCCGGGUCUGGGUACGGUGGGGGCGCGCGGUGGCAGCGGGCGGGGUGAGGAGGCGCUGUUGCUGGAGCGUCAAGGCCGGGCCUCGCAGCAGACCAGGUCGUCCAGCCUGCCGCCGCCGCCCUCAGCCCUUCCAAGGCCCCCGAGGAAACCCUCCGCAAGGAACACGAGAUAUGAUCGGCUGGAACAUAGGGAUGCGAGGAAGGACUCUGACGGUUCGGGCUCCAUAGCAUCGACCGCGUCCCGCAGCUCUCCUCUGCCGUACGACACCGUCCGGAAGCUGCCAUCCGUUCCGACCUCCGCGUCCCUCCCUGCGGCGGAGUCCAGGGAGUCCCUGGUCCGGCCGCGGGACUCCAGCCUGCCCUCGCCGUCCAAGCUAGCCGUCUAUGCUGCAGCUAGACGCCGCUCGGCUGAAUCCGCCAAGGAUAACAAGAGAACGCAUCAUUAUAGAAUCCAGUUUUAG
Molecule: messenger RNA, 2909 nt
Organism: Plodia interpunctella (Indianmeal moth)
Lineage: Eukaryota; Metazoa; Arthropoda; Insecta; Lepidoptera; Pyralidae
Product: angiomotin-like protein 2
Exons: 18
Coding region: 210-2909 (899 amino acids)
Biological process (GO): regulation of cell migration; actin cytoskeleton organization
Cellular component (GO): cytoplasmic vesicle; plasma membrane; bicellular tight junction
Source: RefSeq, a predicted model, not a curated record